Messenger RNA from Spodoptera frugiperda (fall armyworm), 754 nucleotides. RefSeq names its product E3 ubiquitin-protein ligase synoviolin-like. NCBI's taxonomy places the organism in Eukaryota, Metazoa, Arthropoda, Insecta, Lepidoptera, Noctuidae. Bases 176 to 754 code for a protein of 192 amino acids. The transcript is spliced from 4 exons. The record is from RefSeq and is a predicted model, not a curated record. Gene Ontology annotation, cellular component: cytoplasm.
ACAAAUGAACAUUGAACACGUCAAACAAAAAUAGUUUUGUGUUUUACGAAGAUAUGAAAUGAUGUUUUGAAAAUGUAUUUAUUGACGGUCUCACGAUUUUGGAGUGCGUAGAAAUUUCCUAGAUUAAUUCGUAUGAAAAAAAUUUAGUGCAUCGGCGAAUCGGCGUUGUACCAAAAUGAAGGCUUUACUAGCAACUGUGAUCAGUCUUGGACUUACGACUGUGGUUAUCGGCAAUGCCUAUUACCAGAAAAAACAGUUUUACCCUUCGAUAGUUUAUCUAACAAAUUCCAACCCUAGCAUGGCUGUAAUGUAUUUGCAAGCCUUUAUACUAGUCCUACUAGUUGGUAAACUAUUGAGGAAGAUAUUCUUUGGACAACUUCGUCCAGCAGAAUUUGAGCAUUUGAUUGAGAGGUCUUGGUAUGCCAUUACAGAGACAUGCCUGGCAUUCACAGUGUUCAGAGAUGAUUUUAAUCCAAAGUUUAUUGCGCUGUUCACUCUCCUGUUAUUCCUCAAAGCAUUCCAUUGGCUGGCUGAAGAUAGAGUAGACUAUAUGGAGAGGAGUCCAGUGAUAGGACUGUUGUUCCACGUGCGGAUACUGACCCUGCUGAUGCUGCUUGCUCACGCUGACUUCUACUUCAUCCACCAUGCAUACCAGUUCACAGCAGUAAAGGGACCUUCCGUUCAACUCGUAUUUGGCUUUGAGUACAGCAUUUUAAUUAUAAUGAUUGUCAAUAUAUUGAUUAAGGUGAGUUAA